AUGUCAAAGAACGGAACUCCAUUUAUUUUAGAUGAACGUGCUAAAGCAUUAGCCAAUUACCCACAUAUGAGAAAGGUUGGUGAUUUCUUUUUUGUAUCAGGUAUUUCAUCACGUAGACCAGAUAACACUUAUGAAGGUGUACAUGUUGAUCCAGAAACCGGUAAAGUAACUCUUGAUAUUGGCGAACAAACCAAAGCUGUUAUUGAAAACAUUAGAACCAUUUUACAAGCAGGUGGUGCUGAUCUUGAAAAUAUUAUUGAUCUCACUGUUUUCCUUGUUGAUAUGAAAGAUUAUAAAGGCUUCAAUUAUAUGUAUAAUAAGUAUUUUAAUAUCGAAACUGGUCCAACUAGAACCACCGUUGCUGUACACCAAUUACCAAAUCCAAAUCUUUUAAUUGAAAUUAAAGCAACUGCAUUAUGUAACAAAUAA
Molecule: messenger RNA, 429 nt
Organism: Dictyostelium purpureum
Lineage: Eukaryota; Evosea; Eumycetozoa; Dictyosteliales; Dictyosteliaceae
Exons: 1
Coding region: 1-429 (142 amino acids)
Cellular component (GO): mitochondrion; cytosol
Molecular function (GO): deaminase activity
Source: RefSeq, a predicted model, not a curated record